AUAUACAGUCCAUGGUGGUCCCUCUGACAAGCAACCGUGGGAUUAGCUAAACAGUGCAGAGAUGUGUGUAUCUCCUUGGUCACCUCUGAAAACACUCUCCCUUAACCCUUCCCACCUUUGAGACUGCGUUAUACGAGCGCUGAUUUGUAUUAGGCCACCUCUGUCUUACGGAAACAUGUUAACAUCUGUUGCCUGGAGGAGAACUGGAAAACGAACUUGCCAAGCUAAGCUAACUUGAUAGCCCGUUAGCAGGCUCGGCUCGACGACAUAAUAGGCUGCUGUGCUUCUGGGAACACGGUGUGCUCGUCCUGUUCGGAUCAAGCCAGCGCGAAUCCAGGAGACGUAUCUGCGAUCUUCAGAGCAUAUCUUGGUCGUUUUUCUUUCCGCCGGUUGCCGUUGUUGCGUGGCCGUCUGCCCUGAGCCCAGGAUGGAGGGGCACUAGCUUACUUAGCCAGCCGCCGGUGUCUUUGCAGAGCACCGCUGUCAUUGCUCUGCUAAAAAUACACCUUGUCCCAUGGACUUUGCGCCUCCAAAAGUGGUGGCCUAGUCCACAUUGGACUUGCCCUCGGCUCCUCUGUUAGGCUUGCUCGGAGUCUGGCACUCUACAUGGUCACCACACUGAGUUUAGGACUACUGGAAGAGCGAGUCGGACCCCGAGGCGGUGAGCACUGCUGGCCCGAUCCAACGUUUCAUCCCUCCGCCCCGGUGACCGAAGGAGUGCUGUCGUUGAUCGGUGGCCGAAUAUCAUUUUGGUCCAAUGGCCUUGUUCGAUCAUAACUAGUUAUAUACACGAGCCUUGGUCCAGGCCAGGGCUGCAAGACCGGAGCUGUGUGAAGGUCAGAGAAAAACGCGUUGUGUCCGUCAACUGUGUGAGACCGGCGAGGCAGACUUCAUCUGUCCAGAGCACAGCACCAUGUCGGAGGAUAACAACGCAGACAAGUUCAUCAAGGAGACCUCCAUUCUGGACGAGUACAACAUCAACUGGACGCAGAAGUUGGGAGCCGGCAUCAGUGGACCCGUCAGAGUUUGUGUGAAGAAGUCCUCUCAGGAGCGCUUGGCCCUGAAGAUCCUCAUUGAUCGGCCCAAGGCCAGGAACGAGGUGCGUCUCCAUAUGAUGUGUGCCAACCACCCAAAUAUAGUGCAAAUCCUGGAGGUUUAUGCCAACAGCGUCCAGUUCCCACAUGAGUCCAGCCCGAGAGCGCGACUCCUGAUCGUUAUGGAAAUGAUGGAGGGUGGCGAGCUGUUCCACAGGAUCAGUCAGCACAGGCACUUCACUGAAAAGAUGGCCAGCCAGGUCACAAAACAGAUCAGUCAAGCCUUGGAACAUUGUCACUCCCUGAAUAUUGCACAUCGCGACCUGAAGCCAGAGAACCUGCUCUUUAAGGACAAUUCUCUGGAUGCACCUGUGAAGUUGUGCGACUUUGGCUUUGCCAAAAUUGACCAAGGGGACUUGAUGACCCCUCAGUUCACUCCCUACUACGUAGCACCUCAGGUACUUGAGGCUCAAAGAAGACACCAAAAAGAAAAGUCUGGAAUUAUACCCACUUCCCCUACUCCUUAUACCUAUAACAAGAGCUGUGACUUGUGGUCUCUCGGCGUGAUCAUCUACGUGAUGCUGUGCGGCUACCCCCCCUUCUACUCCAAGCACCACAGCCGCACCAUCCCAAAGGACAUGCGGAAGAAGAUCAUGACGGGCAGCUUUGACUUCCCUGAAGACGAGUGGAGCCAGAUCUCCGAGAUGGCCAAGGACAUCGUACGCAAGCUGCUGAAGGUGAAGCCCGAGGAGAGGCUCACUAUUGAGGGAGUCUUGGCUCACCCGUGGCUUAACUGCACCGAGGCCCUCGACAACGUGCUGCCCUCCGCCCAGAUGAUGAUGGACAAGGCGGUAGUCGCUGGUAUCCAGCAGGCGCAUGCGGAGCAGCUGGCCAACAUGAGGAUUCAAGAUCUGAACGUCAGCCUGAAGCCUUUAAACUCUGUCAACAACCCAAUCCUCAGGAAGCGCAAACUACUCGGCCCCAAGCCCAGUGACGGUUUCUUCAUCCACGACCCAGAGAUCGGAGGUGAAGACCACAACGUCGCGCUGGAGAAGUUACGAGACGUCAUUGCACAGUGUAUACUACCACAAGCUGGAGAAAACGAGGAUGAGAAGCUGAAUGAAGUGAUGUAUGAAGCCUGGAGGUUCAACAGAGACUGUAAACACCUGAGAGACGGCCUGCAGGGGCUCAGCUGGGACGGACGAUCCUUCUCCGAUAAAGUCGACCGCUUGAAGUUGGCUGAAAUAGUGAAACAAGCUAUCGAAGAAAAGACGAAUCUCCAGGAGUCUCAUUAGCAAACUGAUUUUAUAUAUUGUUUAAUAUGACCCUUUUUAACCCAUAUCUGUAAAGAGGCUUUUUUAUGUAAAAUAAUGCCGUAAUUCUUUUAUUUCUUUUCUUUUUCAUAAAUUCACUUGCAAGACCUAUUGUACAGCUGUAGAUAUAUUUCAAAUCCUUCGUACUAUCAUUUUUUUGUAAAUGGAAACUUGCAAAGAACAUUGAAAAACUAUAUUUUCAUUUUUGCAAAAAAAAAAUAGAAAAGAGAAAAAUCAGUUAAAAGAAAUGUAUUUUCUGGGAGGGAAUUUUUAUUAGCUGAUUGUCCAACUAGCUGAUUGUCCAGGGUGUCACAUGUUUUACCCCAAUUAUUUCCUUUUAUUCUGUUCCAUUUUUUUUCUUCUUUUUUUUUAACCACCCUAAGACUAAUUUAAUUUAUUUAAACAAAGAGUUCCAUUAUUUUAUACCUCACUUGUAGCCCGUCAGUGGGCUCUAAAGUCGAGACAAGCCGUCUUUGUUUGUUCUUCCACACGCUGUGAUUCUGAACCUGCGGGCUGUAAAGGAUCUUAGUCUUUGUUUUUGUGUGACCUUUUUGUUGUGUAGAGGUCACGGCAGACUGGAAAUGCAGGUGUCCCAAAUAGACAAGUCGCAGCCCCAAAUGAACCUCGUCAUUGUUGAAGCUUGUAACAGACGUAAUCAGAGAGAUCACGGCAGCCUGAAGAGGCACGUUAACAUCCAUGUGUUUUCACUAAGAAGUUAAUUAUUUCAUAUAAAGGCUUUUUUUCACAUUUCUGAUGGGAUUCUGAGCGCUCUCCGGUUCAGUCUUCUGCUAAGGUCGUUCAGCUGUGAAACGCAACCCGCGCUGCUUUGACUUGAAGUCGUAUUUACUGGAAUUCAGACCGGAGCCCGUUAGCACUUGAGCCAUUUCGAAGGAAGACUGCUUGCUACUUGAGCCAACGGAAACAAACACAGCCUCAUUCAACAGGUUGCAUUCUGAUAUAACCUGCAGUGCUUCUGACUGUGCAAUAACCUAAUUAAUGUGUUCCUAGUGUGUGUGUGUGCAUGUACUUGGUAGUGAGAUAUCAUCUAUCAGUCCAUCAGUAUUACAGUCUUCAUUUCAAUGGUCUGAAUACCAGCAAAUACUCCUCAUCUUCCCUUCACGCCGCCUCCUUUAGUUGUAAAUAAUGUGUCAUUGGUUAUCCAACACGUCACCACUGCUCUAGUGCUCCAGUCUGAUUUUGUUUCUUCAAAGACUGGUUGAAAGACGAAACUCUUCUUCGGUGCCUCUUCAAUACAUUUUAGCGUUUCCUUUGAAAAUCAUCAGAAUCUAUGAAUUUCCCCUUUUUAAAUGAGUUUUUUUAUAAAGGAACUUUAUGAAAAAAAAAUAUUUUUUUUCCCUUAAUGAAAACAUGUUUACUCCGAGUCUUCAAACGUUGGAGCAAUAUCUCGUUGCUGCUCAGUAAAAAACGUACAAUUGUAAACUGAAUAAUCUUUUGUUUUGAAUGUUAAGAAAUGUCUUUCUAGUUACACUAAAAACAUGAAUAGAACCUAUAAUUAUCGGUAAUCUGCAUUAUCACAUAGCCACACAUCAACAGCUAUCUUACCCAUAAGUUACUGGUCUGAUGAUAUGAAGCUGGCCUUAUUCACACAAUCUAUCGGCCAUGAAGGAAGAAAAAAAACCUUCAAUUAUUUAUGUUUGGCCUAAAAACUGAGGGAUGAUUAUAAUUUGCGGUGCAUGUUUUUCAUACAGCUCCCUUCAAGUCUUAAACGGCCCGUGUUUAAAAAGGCCUUAUUACGUGAACACGUUUUACGCUCAGAUGUGCCUUCUCGGUCGGCUGGCAUCUUCAUUCCUAACUGCUUUUAUCAGAGAAGCUGAAUUACAGGAUGAAGAGGUCAGAAGUGAGAUAUCAGUAUUUGUCCUUUUGGCUGUGAUUUGCUUGUUUUCAUGUUAUGAAAUGAAGGCUUUCUGUCCACAAACAAUCAUAGCCUACUGGUUUGACAACAUUGUGUUGAAAUUAAUAUAGUUAUCUGGCAUAAGUACUCAUUAGAAAUAAGUGUCUUUUUACCCUUUAUUCGACUACUCAUACAUUAGGGGAUUUUUAGAAAACGUAUAGCCUGUAAGCAGCAGCAGGUUAGCUCGGCUUCACGGGAGACUGGAAACAAUUGGCCUGGUAACAAAGUGCGGCCUCCGGCUUCUCGACAUCACGGUAAUCAACACGUGAUGAAAAGUUGUUUGCUUUUCUUCUCCUAAAUGCUGUUGAUUUGUAAAAUCAAUGCAACCAAUUGGUCCUACCUGGGUCACGGUGCCAGUCCGACCAUUAAAUCUUCUGGUUUUUGGAGUAACACAAAUAUUCAAAUAUAAUCAGCAUAUUUGUCAAAAUGUCAAACUUUUGCUCCAUUGUGUGCGGCCUUAAAAUUAGUUCAAAAUCACAGUAUUGCAAAAUCCGCGGCGCUCUUUACUAAUACUUUGUUUUUUUUGUUUAACUUUGACCACGUCUGUGUGAGAAUGUGACACUGCAGUGAAUUGUGUAUGAAUGUCUUCUGUGUUUGUGUGUCUCAGUCCUACCUUCUACUGGAGGCCUAUAAAUUAAUCCAAACUGCUUCCUUUAAAUCUCCUGCUGCACCUACAAAUAACCGAGUCCGUUGCUGAAGCGCAGCGUAUUUAUUAGCAUUUCUUACCAAGUCGAGCCAUAUAUCCUGAUACUGCAAACAAAGGAAAACCCCCGGGGAAAGUCUGUUGCUCGGUCUGCCUCGGCCGUCCCAAAUAAAUCCCAGAGCGGCGGUUUGUUUAGAAGACACUACCUCCCUCCUCACGUCCUCUUGUUGAGUCGAUGCUGCUGCAGGAUCCCCUCAGUCUGUCUUUCAGCUGCAGACACAUUUCACUAGAUUGCAGGGUUUUUUUAUACCAGGAAAGACUGCUGGUUCCCGAUGUGAGCGCUGACUGCGGAUAAAUGAAUGCGUUCUUUCUUGGGGUGUAAGAUACCAGCACCCCGAAAAGGACCCGGAAGGCAGUUGAAUGGUUUGUUGGGACUAGUCUUGAAAAAUACCUGUUGCUUCUGUUCCCUCUGUGUAAGUGUAGAGAGGUGGGUUUUGUAUCUUUUUGUUUUUUAGCCGUUCCUGUGUAAGUUAAGUGAGGAAAUGUUUAGGAGUGAAGGUCCUUCUCUGCUUGAGCAACCCGUCUGUUCUCUCUGGCCUGGCAGUCAUGUAGCAUGCACCUGAAUCCCUCAGAGACGUGUUCGAUUUCUGUCUUCACAGCCAACUCUUUUGCCCUUUCUUGCCUUUCUUUGGAACAUCAUCAACAUGCUGACUUUGUAAUAAAGGAAUUCUUUGACUUUUGAACGGA
This is a messenger RNA of Gasterosteus aculeatus aculeatus (three-spined stickleback), 5649 nucleotides long. RefSeq names its product MAPK activated protein kinase 5 (gene mapkapk5). Gene Ontology annotation, biological process: protein phosphorylation. NCBI's taxonomy places the organism in Eukaryota, Metazoa, Chordata, Actinopteri, Perciformes, Gasterosteidae. Gene Ontology annotation, molecular function: protein kinase activity; ATP binding. The record is from RefSeq and is a predicted model, not a curated record.